CCAUAUAGUUCAAAUACAAUGGUAAUGCAAGUAUUGUUCGAGUAUCAAUCACAAUCCAUGAACAUAUGAUUAUCUAGAAAUAAUUUAUUUUCUAAAUGAUAAAUUAAGUUUGUUUAAUAGAACUUUAUAAAAAAGAGAAGUUACUGUGUUCAAUAUGUUUUUAUCGAAAACGAAUUCCCUUAUAAAGUCGAAAAUUCUCACAGGUUAUAUUAACGAACACAUUCAUUGUAUUAAACAAAGAAGGCCAUGUUUAUGCAUAAUAAAGGCAUACAAUUAUAGUAUUUAUACAAAUGUCAAUACAAGCCAUUUAUGUUCUUUAUUGUGUAACAAAGAUGGAUUUAAUAAAAAUAGUUCAUUGAGAAUGGACAUUCAAAGAUGUCUUUUAAAUUCAUUGAAUCUCCAAAGAAAAUUGCAUACAGAAAGUUUACCAAACGAUGCCGACGUUUUUGGAGAUCUUUCAUAUGAAAAAUAUGAAGGAGUUGAAAUGGAUGAGGAUGAAUUAGAAGAAGAAAGGUUUACAGAAAAUGAUGCAAAAAUUCCAAACUGGCAUAAAUUAAGAGAUAGUCAAUAUCAUAAACUUAUUAUUUCUUACAUAUCAAGACGAGAUUUAAAACAAGCAUUAAGUGUAUUAGAUACUGUGAAGGAAAAUCGUAGCAAACCUACAGUAUUUAUGUUUAAUCUUUUAAUUCGUGCAUUUUCUUUACAAGGAGAUAUUAAAACAUGUUUUAAGCUGUAUAACAAAAUGAAAAGAUAUGGUUUAACUCCUACUGGAGCAACAUAUAACAGUUUAAUAAAUGCUUGUGCAAUAUCCAAAAAUACAGAGAAAGCAUUAGAACAGUUGCAUUCUUUAAGACAACAUUUUUAUGAGACCAAUUAUGUUUUAAAUGAAUCACAUUAUACAACUUUAAUAAAAGCUUACAGUUGGCAUAAACAAAUUACAACUGCUUUUGAAAUAGCAGAUGAAGUAAGGGACAAAUAUCUUAUUUCACCAAAUAUAUAUGCUUCUCUAUUUCACUCAGCAAUUUCCGAUAAAGAAAAUGGUUUAAAAUAUGCUUUAACUUUAUGGUAUCAGAUGAGAAAAAAUAAUGUAAAGCCAACAAUAAUUCAUUACAAUCUACUUCUGAGAGCAAUUAGAGAUUUAAAUUUUGGAGACUUAAAAGUAAAUGAUAUUGUAAUAUCAAAAUUAUUAGGUACUCAAGUUAAUCUGAAUGAAACAGGAAAAAUGGACUUAUUAGAUUCCCCACCAGUUUUAAGUAUUUCAUUUCUUAAAAUGAUGAAAGAGGUAUUACAAAAAAAUAAGUCCACAAAUCAGAUGUCAGUAGACAAUGAUUCAAAGGCAGUUGUGAUUGACAGAAAUGAAAUAUUGUCUCAAAAUUUAAAUGACAUAUUAGAAAAGAAUAGAUUAAUUUUAUUUGGAGGAAUUGAAAAUAUAUGGAAAAAAAUGGAAAAUGAUGAUGUACAACCUGAUGUUAAGAUAAUUUCAAUGUUGUUAAAAUUACUUCCACCUUCACUGGAAGCAGAAAAAGUUUUCCUUGACCUAGUCAGGGCUAAAAAUGUAAAAGUGGAUAUUAGUUUUUUUAAUAUACUUAUUCACAAAAGAAAUAUUAGGAAACAGUACAAAGAAGCAAAAGAUGUUGUUAAUCAAAUACAACAAUAUAAUCUUCGACCAAAUAUUAUGACAUUUGGAGUACUGGCUCUUGGAUGUCCAAAUCUUAAAGAUGGAAUGGUUUUUUUAGAACAAAUGAAUAACAUUGGUUUUGUGCCAAAUGCUGUCAUUAUAGAAACACUCUUAUACAUGGCAUGUUAUCACAAAGAUUUUCGUUAUAUACUAUUUUUGAUGGAAUUUGUAUUACAGAACAAGAUGAACCCUUCUCAACGAUUCUUUGAAACUAUAAAAAGAUUUGAAAAACUAUUGUUUGAUAUUUUUGCAAGUGAGAAUAGAUACAAUCGUAAGGAAGUGAGGAAACUGAGAAAUGACUAUAACAAUUUUAAAAUAUUGUAUGUUGAAUGGGAAGAAAAAAUCGAGAGACUUAAUAAAAAAUAAUGUCCAUGAAUAUACUUAUGAAUAAUAAGUAGUGUCUACUUCUUGUUCCUGCAUUGAUCGCUCGAGAAGGACAGGUCCCGCGGAUACUAAGUUUGUUAUAACCUGUAGGUCCUGUUGGUUGUGCUCCACAUGUUUCUAAUGCUACGAAAUCAUCAACAUGAAGAGAUGGUGGUCGCGAAGUGUUUGGUGGUCUGGAUCUAAAUGGAUCUGCCCCUCUACCUACACCUCCCACGACAGGUCCACCCCUUAAAGAAUUGGUAAAUUGCGUUCUACCUCUCAUAGGCGUAACUGAAAAAUAAUAGAGAAAAGGACAAAAGAAAAA
Hylaeus anthracinus is the source of this 2366-nucleotide messenger RNA. Its product is annotated as pentatricopeptide repeat-containing protein 1, mitochondrial. The transcript is spliced from 4 exons. The coding region runs from base 155 to 2044 and encodes 629 amino acids. Gene Ontology annotation, molecular function: protein binding. NCBI's taxonomy places the organism in Eukaryota, Metazoa, Arthropoda, Insecta, Hymenoptera, Colletidae. The record is from RefSeq and is a predicted model, not a curated record.